This is a messenger RNA of Adineta steineri, 1851 nucleotides long. The record is from the annotation of a GenBank genome assembly. Lineage: Eukaryota; Metazoa; Rotifera; Eurotatoria; Adinetida; Adinetidae.
AUGCAAUUGACAAAUCAUUCAAAUUUAUGGGAUGAUUCAGAUGAAGAAGACAAUCGUUCAUCAGAUAGUGACGUUAUUGAAAUUAGUCCUACGACAGAACUUCCAAUUUCGUCAAGUGUUACUACGCGCAUCGUAAGAAAUUUACAUGAUCAACAACCAUCUCAUAGACCAGGAGCAUCAGCAUCACCGGUAUUAAUACUACAAUCAUCUGGAAGAUCAGCACAACAACAACAAUCAUUAUCUUCGUCAUCGGCAAGAUCAGCACAACAACAACAAAUACAAUCAUUAUCAUCAUCUGGAAGACCAGCACAACAGCAACAAUCAUUAUUAUCAUCAUCGGCGAGACCAGCACAACAACAACGACGAAGAGCAGUGAUACCGUAUGUACCACUUACUUUGAAGCAAAACAGUGGACGAUAUCAUAUUUUACCGGCUUUUCCAACAGUAUUCUUCGUUCGUCAUCCACCUUUACUAUUGCCUAAUGUACCGGAAUAUAAACUUAAUGAAGAACAAUUGGCACGACGUGAAAAAGAUGUUUAUCCACUGGCAUAUACUAUCAAUGAAACGAAUUCUGAAAUACCAUCAUAUUUUCGUAUUGAAUAUCAUUCGUUCAUAACUUCAUCGAUUAAUAAAUAUCAUGUUGAUGGAGCCAUUAUUGAUUACAAUCUAGAUCGUAUGUUAGUAUGUUUCCGUAUAUUUGCUGAAGAUUGUAUUAGACGUCUUAAAAAUAAACCUGAACAAUUUAUUUUAAAUCAUAUACAAAAACAAAUUGCUCUGGAAUUUUAUUUACAAUUUGACGUGGAUGUUUUCUUCAUGAAAACAUGUUCAUUUCGUGGUGCUGAACCACGUUCAGCUGAUGAAGGCCUUUUCUGUCGUGAUGAGCCCGAUGCUCGUUAUGGUCUAUUCGCAUGUGGCAGAUGUCCACUGUGUAAACCAUUACACAAUACUAUGCGUUAUCGACAACAACCUACAAUUCGAUUUUAUGCAGGUUAUACACAUCGAUUCCUUAAUGGAUAUAAAUCGAUACUCAACUGUGAUGCAAAUUGUAAAACACCAAAUAUUAUCUAUGUGAUGACUUGUCCAUGUGGUAAAUUCGAAUAUAUUGGUGAAACAGGACAACGUCUUAAUGAUCGUCUGUGGUAUCAUCGUAAACAUGCGAAUCGAAUUAUUCAUGAAUUUUUAAUUGGUGAAAGAAAUGUUGAAUUGACUCGAAAUAAAGUCAAAGAUUUUGAAACAAAUGUGAAAGAUAGAAUGCUCUUGUAUAAACAUGCAGCUCGAUGUCCAUCGACUAUUCAAACAUUUCUCAAUUUCAAUCCAACCUGUUCAUGUUUCGUACCUAUUCCAAUCAAUGAAAUUGAUCCACAAGAUGAAUGUUAUAGCCUUCCACCAUCAUUAAUGUUACUCGAUCGUGUUCAUCCAACUUCAAUUACUCAUAAAGAUAAGAACGCGAUAACAGCAACACUUAAGACACGUGCUGAUGAAUCAGUACGAACCUGUAUGCGAAAUUUACCAUAUCCACCUAAAGGUUUUAGCUUUUCCAGACGUCAACGUGUAGAACAAUUUCAAUAUUUCAAAGCUAAAAAGGAUAUACUACCUAAACUAGAUCAAUCAGUUAAUCUAUUCAAUGUUUCUAUCAUUGCUGUUUUACCACUGGGUGUCUCAGAAGUUGUUCGACGAUUUAUCGAAGCUCUUUUUAUUACUCAUACAGAAGCUAAAUUGAAUACAUUCGGUCGACUUUGUCAUGAUGAUGACGACGACGACCACAACAACAACAAUGAGAAGAAUCAUGUAAACAGUAAUACAGUUCUUGGUCGUGGUUAUUGGUGUCGUAACAUUGUUUUUCCUCAUUAA